Molecule: messenger RNA, 1332 nt
Organism: Diorhabda carinulata
Lineage: Eukaryota; Metazoa; Arthropoda; Insecta; Coleoptera; Chrysomelidae
Source: the annotation of a RefSeq genome assembly
AUGAUAAUAUAUUUAUUAGGGUUAUUGAUAUUGAUUCCUUUGAGUUUUAAAAAUUUCUGAUUAAUACAAUGAUUUUUUUUUAUUUUAUCUUUUAGAUUUAUUUUUAAUUAUAGAGGAUUUUUUCAAGUUUUUAAUAUUUCAUAUUUUUUGGGAUUAGAUAUAUUAUCUUAUAGUUUAAUUUUAUUAAGUUUUUGAAUUUGUAGUUUAAUAAUUUUAGCAAGAGUUAAAUUGUAUUUUAAUAAUGAAUAUUAUAAUUUAUUUUUAAUAAUUUUGGUUAUUUUAUUAUUAAGUCUUUAUUUAACAUUUUCUUCAUUAAAUUUAUUUAUUUUUUAUUUAUUUUUUGAGAUUAGCUUAAUUCCUACUUUAAUUUUAAUUAUAGGAUGAGGAUAUCAGCCUGAACGUUUAGAAGCUGGAAUUUAUUUGUUGUUUUAUACUUUGUUAAUAUCAUUACCUAUGAUAAUUAUAAUUUUUUAUUUAAGAGAAAAAUAUUAUUUAACUAUAUUUAUUUGUAUAAAUUUAGAAUUAUCUUCUUUUUUUAUAUUUUUAUGUAUUAAUUUGGUUUUUUUUGUUAAAAUUCCAAUAUUUUUUUUACAUUUAUGACUUCCUAAAGCACAUGUAGAGGCUCCUAUUUCUGGUUCGAUAAUUUUAGCAGGUAUUAUAUUAAAAUUAGGAGGAUAUGGGCUUUUACGUUUUAUACUUAUUUUUAAGCAGUUUUUAAUAAAUUUAAAUAUUUUUUUUAUAAUAAUUUGUUUAUUAGGAGGUUUUAUUGUAUCUUUAAUUUGUAUUCGUCAAAGGGAUAUAAAAUCUUUAAUUGCUUAUUCUUCUGUUUCUCAUAUAAGUUUAGUUUUAGCAGGUAUUAUAACUUUAAAUUAUUGAGGGUUAUGAGGAGCUUUAUUAAUAAUAUUAGCGCAUGGUUUAUGUUCUUCGGGUUUAUUUUGUUUAGCUAAUAUUUCUUAUGAACGAAUUCAUAGUCGAAGAUUAUAUUUAAAUAAAGGCUUAUUAAAUAUUAUACCUAAUUUAAGAUUAAUUUGAUUUCUUUUAGUUUCUUCUAAUAUAGCAGCUCCUCCUUCAUUAAAUUUAAUAAGAGAAAUUAUAUUAAUCAAUAGAAUUUUAUCUUUUAGUUUAUUUAGUAUAUUAUUUUUAUCUUUAAUAUCAUUUUUUAGGGCUGUUUAUUCAUUAUUUUUAUAUUCAUACACUCAACAUGGUCAAUAUUAUUCGGGUUUAUAUAUAUUUAAUAGGGGAUUACUUCGUGAAUAUUUAUUAAUAAUUUUACAUUGAUUACCUUUAAAUUUAUUAUUUAUAAAAUUAGAAUUUUUAGUUCAAUGAAUUUAA